Molecule: messenger RNA, 1734 nt
Organism: Emericellopsis cladophorae
Lineage: Eukaryota; Fungi; Ascomycota; Sordariomycetes; Hypocreales; Bionectriaceae
Product: Fungal Zn(2)-Cys(6) binuclear cluster domain
Exons: 2
Coding region: 1-1734 (577 amino acids)
Biological process (GO): regulation of transcription by RNA polymerase II
Molecular function (GO): DNA-binding transcription factor activity, RNA polymerase II-specific; zinc ion binding
Source: RefSeq, a predicted model, not a curated record
AUGGCUGGUCCAGGUGGCGGUCCUCCUCGCCGGAGCCACACCAAGUCUCGCAAGGGUUGCGAAACCUGCAAGAAACGCCAUAUCCGCUGUGACGAGAGCUUUCCUCAGUGCCGCAACUGCACAAAGCACAAGAUCCGCUGCCCGUACAACGAUGUCCCGGCGUCCGACCCCAACAGGUCCACGACGCCCGACAAGCCCGAUCUCAUGUGGACUCCCGAGAUCGAGGCUAGCCUCCUACAGUGGCAGCAGACCAACGUGUUUCCCUUCCCCAGCAUGGGCAUCUACCCAGUGCCCGUGGCCAGCAACUACUCCUUGGAAGACCUGAGAUUGAUCUAUCACAUUGCUUCCGUCUACGAUGAACUCUCUGUCAUGGAUGCUAAUAAUUUCACCCUCUGGACUCGCCACAUCCCCAUUAUCCUGAGAAUUGGAGCCACAACCCCGUACGUCAUGCACGCACUGCUCGCCUUCUCGGCCAUGCACAUUGCUUUCCUCACCGACUGCCCCCUGGUUGGUGGAAUGGGCUUUGAGCACCGAGGCCUGGCGCUGAGCGGUCUCCAGGAGGCCAUAGGUGUUUUCUCGCGCGAGAACUCGGAUGCUAUUCUGGCUGCAUCCCUGGUCCUCUCCUGGCAGGCCACGGACUGGUCCGGCUGGAACCAGCUCAUGCAGGGCACCUCGACUAUCAUGUCUGCCAUGGAGGGCUGGAAGCACGAGUCGCAAUUCGUCGAUUUCAUCGCCGAGAGCAGGACGUUUCCUACCGCGUCCCCUUCCCCGAGCUCUGACCACCGCCGCGCGCAGCCACGCAAGGAGGACCUCGACGCCUACCAGAGCACCCUUGAACAGGUCCAGAAGGUCGAAGCCCACCUCAAGAGCCAGAAGGAUGCCUUCAAGGUCGACACCACACAGAUCCAGAACCUGGUCAGCUUCCUUAAGGGAUCUCGCAAGAUCAGCCACACGCUUCCCAUCGCCCAGCAGUUUGAGCGCCUGAGGUCUCUCCGCGACUGGCUCUUUUGGAUGCCCGUUGCCUACCUGCAGAACUAUCGAUGCUCCCCCAACUCCCUCGUCGCCAUUGCCCACCUGUACACCGUGGCCAUCUUGAUGGAGCGUCUUUUCCCGGAAAUCGGAUCCGCCUACUUUGGUAGCCUGUCCCUGGUCCCGGUCGAGGAGAUUGCCCGGCGCCUCAUGUCUUACAGCGUCACCGACAACUUCGACUCCAGUGCUACUGUGCCUCUGCGAUUGAUGGACUUUCCCAUUGACUCGGUUGGCGACUUCCGCUCUCGCAUGGGCUGGGUCCAGCCAGAGCGCACUCAGUCGUUCCCCACGUUCCAGACACCCAGCCUCCGGACUUUCGACAGUCGCUCCGAGUACGACAGCAGCUCUGAUUCGUAUGGCCUGUAUGGAAACCCCGCCUUCAGCUACAGCCACGAGUCGAUGCCUGUGCUCAAUGCCGCUGUGAGCCACACCCACAGUCCCGUCGGCAGCGUGGUCAUGCCUUCGCCCUACCAGUCGCAGCCGCAGUAUCUCAACAUGCCGUCUCCCAUGUACGCCGCCGGACCCUACAGCCCGACGCCAUCCCACCUGGACGGCUCCGUCACGUACAGCGACACCGACGAGUACAGGACCUGGGACAUGGGCACCGCCAUGCAGGCUCAACCGUCUUCAAUUUAUCACGAUGCGCGUCACAGCUUCGGUGCCGGGUUCGUCUCUCCUACCACCACCCAACCCGUGUGGAUCUGA